UGUGAGGAGUGUGUGAUUAUGGGGCACAAAUGAACACGGUGUGUUGUGUGUCUGAGACAGUGCUACAGAUGAUCGACUCCCCCUUGUCGUUACAGCAGACACCUGCUGGAGCACCUCUGCCUGUAUGACUACGACUGGAGAGAAGGAGAAGAGACAUAAAGAGAGAUGAGAGAAGAGGCUUAUGAGGCUUUCUAAGCCUCGGCCAAAAUGUGAAAUUUAUUUGAGGAUUUUGAAAAAGGUCAAGACUAGAGAUUAUACAAGAGGGGGGUAUUAGUAUAUGGCCCCCCCAACGGGAGUGGAUUUGAGAAUGGGCCCUGUCUGGCUCCUCCUGUUGCUGCUCACGCCCCUCCUUUCAGCGCAGGUUAGCAUAGUUUCUGAAUUGGGGACUACAGCCGAGUCAGAGGACCCAACGUCGUCCGUUGUGAGCGCUACAGGGGAGUCGGGCACCCCCUACAGCCCCGAUCCCUCAGGGUCGGUCACGACCCCCUCGGAAGCCCCAGAGGAGGACUGGACGCCGGCAGAGGUCUUUCUCUACAGCGGGGACUACUCCGCCUUGGAGAUAGUGGAGUGUGACCGGGCGUACAGUCUCACGGGUCAGAACGGCCCCCUGCCGCGGGGGUUCUAUGUCCCCCUCCGACCGUCCAUGGACGCCCUGGCCAACACGGCCAACUUCCUCAACAUGAUCUUCCAGGCCAGCGACCUGCGGGAGAGCAGUGUGCGAGAGGACAUGGAGUGGUACCACGCCMUGGUGCGCGCMCUUCUGGAGGCCGACCCCCUCAUCCGGCAGGCCCUCCUYACCUUUGAYGCCGACCCAGCCUCCACYRCCCCSCAGCUYGUGCUCCGCGCCUCCCGGAACCCUGCCCCCCCCAGGUACCAGARCAUCCUCCUCCAGGACCUCUCUAGCCAAUGGGAAAGUCUGCACCUCCCGGCCCCCGCACCCGACGACACCUGGUUCAGCAGUUUCAAGUUUCCCGCCUCCUCCAAMCAGCCCACCUCRRCCCUAUCUAAAAGAGUCCUCCUCAAUGACCUCAGCACCCUGGACACGCCCAAAUGGGGGCGGGGCGAUAGCUACGUGACCAAUCGCAGCGGGGUGCGCUGGGCCAAUGGGCCAUUCCUAGAGUGUGAGGACGGCCGGUUCCUGCCGGGCUGGCUGCUCACCCUAUCCACUUCCUUCUACGGCCUGAAGCCCGACCUCAGCCCUGAGUUCAGGGGUGUAAUCCGUGUGGAUGUAAACGUACAAGGCUUUGAUGUGAACCAGUGUGCCAYGGGGGACGCUUGGUUUGCCAACACACACCAGUGCAACCGCACCACCAUGGAGUGUGAGCCAAUCACAGGCCAGGGAUUCAGAUUGGGCCAGUACUGCUGUCGCUGCAAAGAGGGAUACUACAGCCCCCCAAUGGAUGGUAAAGAAGACACACAGGCUUCAUCCCAAAUGGCACCCUAUUCCCUUUAUAGUGCACUACUUUUGACCAGGGCCCACAGAYGUAUUGUCGUCACUGUCCAGCUGUCUUUGUUUCUAUCCCCGUGCGUGUCUAAUACAGAAGGUGGUGCYCUGAACRACAGCGGUGGGGAGGGRGGURGCRUGUGUUACCCGGCCCUGCCCAUCUGUCUCCCCUGUUGGCCGGGCUGCAGGCGCUGCGAGGACGGCACCCCCUGUUGGGUAGAGGAGGACCGGUUCCUCAGAGCCGGGGUGCUGGCCGUCCAGGGCUUCUUCAUGCUGCUGGUGUUCAUCAGCAUGCUGGUGGCCUACCAGUUCAGACGCAGCAGGAGGAUCCGGGCAUCGGGUCUCCUGCUUUUGGAGACCAUCCUGUUUGGCUCUCUGCUCCUGUACUUCCCGGUAUUCAUCCUGUACUUCAAGCCCAGCACCUUCCGAUGCAUCCUGCUUCGCUGGGUGCGACUUCUGGGCUUUGCCAUAGUCUAUGGAACGGUAACACUGAAGAUAUAUAGGGUUCUCAAGGUGUUCCUGUCGCGCACAGCCCAGAGAGUGCCCUACAUGUCCAGCAUACACCUGCUGAGGUUGCUGGGAGUCAUGGUUGUGACCGUCAGCUGGUUCCUGUGUGCGUGGACCGCRGGCGUUCUACAGAACCGUGACCGUAACGUCCCGUUACUGAUCAUAUCGACCACGUCGGAUGGUCAGGGCUUCAGCCUCUGUGACCUGGACCGCUGGGACUACAUGAUGGCCGUGGCCGAGCUGAUGUUUCUGUGCUGGGGCAGUUUACUGUGCAGUGCUGUGAAGCCAGUGCCCUCAGCCUUCCACGAGCCUCGCUACAUAGGUAUCGCCAUACACAACGAGCUGCUGCUAUCAUCCAUGUUCCACCUGCUACGGUUUGUCAUGCCCUCUCUGCAUCCUGACUGGAUGCUGUUGCUGUUCUUCACCCAUACGCAUGUCACUAUCACCGUGACACUUGCCCUGCUCUUCAUACCCAAGUUCCUCCAUGUGUCGAGGGCGGGGAGAGAGGAGAUUGCAGAGGAAGUGUAUGAGGAUGAGGUGGACUUGCGGCGAUCCGGCUCGUACCUCAACAGCAGUUUUACCUCAGCAGUUUGGAGUGACCACAGCUUGGACCCCGAUGACAUUCGGGAUGAGCUGAAGAAAUUGUAUGGUCAAUUGGAGGUCCACAAGACCAAGAAGAUGACAGCAAACAACCCCCACCUGCAGAAGAAGCGCAKCUCUCGGCGCGGGCUGGGCCGGUCCAUCAUAAAGCGUAUCACUGAGAUCCCAGAGUCCAUGAGYCGACAGUGCAGCCGUGAUGGCAAAGAGGUCAACYUGGGCAGCAGGGAUGUUACGCACGCCGAGUCCAGUAAGAGAGCGCCAGAUACUUUUAGCGUAAAUUACAAAGAUCAACCAGUAAAGCAGUCUUCACCAGUGCUGCGUAAAUCUCAAAGUGACUAUGACUAUGUAACCGAUAAAGACCCCUCCUUGCACGACACCAUGUUAAGGGCGAAUCUAGCUAAGAGAUGCUCACAGCGCUCUGAGACAGACUCGCUGGAUAUCGCACCAUUGGUCUGUAAGUCGGCCAGUGCCCAAAACCUUACAGUCGAUAACAAUCUCUUGUUUCCUGGACCUACCAAGCUACACAAGUCACUGAGUUUAGCGUCCACUAAAGCCCACAGUCUGGAAGACACCUACCGGGUUGGAAGAAAUACCCCAGGCGAGCAAGGGCAGUCCCAACAGGAUAUCGCUAUCAAGGACCAGACCUCAAGUGCCCUUGUGCAAUCCCAGUCUUAUGACAAGGCCGAAGUGUGUCCCUGGGAGUUGGCGGAGGAACGCCCUGCCAAUAAGAACCAGCCACACGUUACCUUUGCUCCCUCUGAGGAAGAACCACAGAGCCCAGAGAGUAUAUCAUCACCAAUACUGAAACAUAUUUGCCCCUGGGACCAUUUACCUGUUCCUACCCCAGCAGAAAGUCCUGCUGGGGAUUCACAAGGCGGAGAGGCAGAAUGCGAGUCCCCGAGACCCCAGGCUCCCAUCUCCACUAGUGUACCUGGGUCCCCAAAGGCUGCAAAGGACAUGCGGGCCUUCUCCUUCCGCACUUCCACCCAGAAAUGGCUCUCUGUGAAAUCUUUCGUAGGAUCUGUGGAUGCAAGCAUCAAGGAAAAAUCCAAAAAGGAGACAGCAGGAGAUACGGUAAAGAAACWGGACUCAAUAUCACRAAAAAGCCAGGGGAGUGUAGCCGCCAUCGCCGUCAUCGCAGCAUUAAAAUUAAAAACGCCAAGCAUUUCCAGCGCAGAAACGAAAUCACAAAGUGUUUCAAACUUGGAGAAGAAAUGUAGCGUUUCAAGCGUAGACAAGAGGACACAGCAAAAAAUAAGUAUGACAACAGGAGAUGCGAAACCUGUCCUCGUGAAACAGGCUGCAAUCAGACUGUCUUCAAGUGAUUCCUCUGAAAGAAGUCCUAGGAGAAUAGUGGUUGUACAGUCCACUGUCUAUCCCUGGGACUCAGAGGACAUGCAAAAGGACAGUGUGUAUGAAAACGUGUUCAUCUCAAGGGAAAGCACUGCACAUAGCACAGCUAAGACUCCUUCCACUCACAGAAGAGGUAGCCAAAUUAGGCCUGCUCUGAGUGUUUCCCAAUCAGAUAUUUGCCCAUGGGAUGUUCCUGCUUCCUCCCAGCAGGCCCCACAGAGACAACAGAGCACCACAGCAGACAUCUGCCCAUGGGAGGUGGGGGAACCAGAGGAGGAUCCAAAGGCGCCUGCACGUGCCAGUGUAUGUCCUUGGGAAUCAGAAGAAGUAUUUAAAAGACGGGAGAGUGUCCGGGGAGAUGUAUGCCCUUGGGAAGGUGAUGUUUCCACUAUCCCAAUUACCUCAGCGUCCAACCAGUCUGAGGAGAAACCAGAGGGUCUGAACAAGAAACCAACAGAUGUAUGUCCUUGGGAAACUGAUGAAACGCCACAGAUUUCUCACGGCCUGAAACCCCAAAAGAGUGUACGGGUUGAUGUCUGCCGUUGGGAUGUGGGGGAUUCCUUCCCUGAAAAAGUAAAGGUGCCGAUUAUUUAUGAAAAUGUUAAUCCACAGGAGGACAAGGGAUUACGUAAUGCGCCACCAAAAUGUCAGGAGACAAUACAUGCCAAUGUCUGUCCAUGGGAAUCUGAAGAGACCCCUAAAUCCCAAGACGGUGUACGGGAGAAUGUCUGUCCUUGGGAAUCAACAGACACGCCAAGCAUUGGGAAACAAGAUGUACAAACAAAAAGCACAGAGCAAGCUAAAUCUGCCCCUGAAAAACUAAGUGUCCCCUUAGCAAAAGCAUGUCCAUGGGAAUUCCCUGACCCACCAAAAGAUUUGACAGUACUUUGUCCUUGGGAAGAGGAGAGUCCAAUGCCACCCAUAACCAUAAAGAUCACCAAAACAUCAUUUUCCCAGGAGACCACUGUUGCAAAAACAGACAUUUGUCCAAGGGACAUUGGAGACCAAGAAAAGACAGAUGGAAAAGACGGCCCUUGUACAAAUGUUUGUCCUUGGGAAACUCAAGGCAGAACUCAAGCUGAUCCAAAAGAGACUGACAGCAUUCGAGUAAAUAUUUGUCCUUGGGAGACUGAGAAAACAGAGAAAACAGAGCAGCAAGACAGCACUCUGGCAAUUGUCUCCAUGGAAACAGGAAAGACUAAACGACAAGACAGCGUUCUAGCAGAGGUUUAUCGUUGGGAAACUGGGGCAAAUGAUGAGCCAGACAAGACAAAAAGACGAGAUGGCACUCAAACGGACGUUGGUCCACGGGAAACUGAGGAGCCAAAAAAGACAGAGGAGAAAGAUGGUGUCAAAGUUGAUGUUUGUGCCUGGGAAACUGGAGAGACUGACAAGACAAAUGGACAAGACAGUACUAAAGCAGAUAUCUCCAAGGAAACACAAAAAGAGAAAAGACGAGACAGUGUUCGAGUUAAUAUUUGUCCUUGGGAAACUGAUGUCCCCGAAGAACCAGAAAAGAUGAAAAAGCAAGACAGUGUUAGGGCAGAUGUUUGUGUAUGGGAAACUGGUCCAGCUGAAGAGUCAGAAAAUACUAAAAGCCAGGACAGCACCAAGGCAGACAUUUGUCCAUGGGAGACCAGGGAUCCUAUAGAACCAGAGAAGAUAAAAAAGCAAGAAAGUGUUCAAGCAGACAUUUGCCCAUGGGAAACUGAUGAACCAGAAAAGUCUGCAGAGAAAGAGGAAACUAUCCUUGCCAGUGGCAGACAGGACGUCACAGAGACCCAGGGUGCACUCUCUAUGGAACAGGGCGACGCUGCAGAAUCUGCAGCCGGCAGCACGCAGGGGGCAGAGGCGACCAAAGCUAACGUGCCCCUGGCUCGGCGUGAUGCUAUGUGCCCUUGGGAGAUGGAAGGGACCAAACCACCAUCAUCCCCCUCAUCCAUCACGGAACACGACAAUAACUCUGACAUUUUUACAUGGGAUCCUGAAAACAUUCCUGAAGAGGAAGAGGAGGAAGACGAUGCCGAAAGUGCUGCAGAAGCCUUCGUCUUCCCAUCCGACUUGUAAACGCCAGGCCUGUCAGUUACUGGCUAGAACAAGAAUGGUCUCAGUGGGUUGUUACACCCGAUUCACUGACUGGGUCACUGUGCAAAGAUGUCCUAUAGCAGGGGGGGUAAUGAAUCGGACAUGACCUCUGCAAACCUGAAUGUAGCAAAGGCCCCUGGACUGUCCAUCCAUAACACUCCCCAGAAAGACACUGCUCCACAAGCAAUACGUCCCUGGGCCAGGAUCUGCAAAAGCUCUGCCCACCAGAGGUACAUUUACCCUCCCAAGUUCUCAAUUAGAGAAAGCGUCUGGAUGCAGUCCCUCUCCUUCUUCUUACCCUUUUUAGAAAGGUAUAUUGUUUUCUGUGUCUUUGUGUGUUUAUAAGUGACACUGCGGUCUUCUGUAUCACACAGUUAAAACCCCAUUGCCAUGGCUGUAAAAGGUUGACAAUGUGUUUAAAAAGUAACAGCCUGAGCCUUACGAAGCUGGUGAUAAAUCCUUAUAGACACACAGGGAUAUAAUCUACACUAGACCAGUGCUCCUUCAGGUUAACCUGGAAGCACAUCCAGCAGUUUGGAAAUCACUGAUUACAACGGUGGUGAUGCAUGUCCUUUUGUUGCCUGCUAUAAACACAUUCCAAACUAUUUAAGGACAGCUUUCCAGCUGUAAUAUUUAUCUGUGCUUUUUCAAAGUCAAUUGUGUCAAUUACACAGUCGUGGCUACAAGGAUAUCAAAU
This is a messenger RNA of Salvelinus sp. IW2-2015, 6686 nucleotides long. NCBI's taxonomy places the organism in Eukaryota, Metazoa, Chordata, Actinopteri, Salmoniformes, Salmonidae. The record is from RefSeq and is a predicted model, not a curated record.